AUGAAACUCCCAUACAUCCUUCCUGCAUUGUUAACCACCGCUUCCUCUUUCCCAAGUCUCUCCGGCUGGUCCCUCACAUUUGGCAACCAGAUCUUCCACGACAACGACAGCUCUGUCUGCUUCUACGCUUUCAUCGCCAAUUCCACCGUCGUCCAUCUGAACGGCAUCACGAACAUCUUCGUCGUCGAGUUCUCGCGGGACGGUCUGUGUCGGGAUAUUGCGUACUCGUGGAAUGCGGAUGGCGUGGUACCGGCGGUUCAGGAUACGCAUAGCUUUCGGGUUUUGAAGUUGUGGAUGAUCCAGGGGAGGGUUGAUCAAGGGCCUAGUUAG
Messenger RNA from Aspergillus affinis, 330 nucleotides. RefSeq lists its product as uncharacterized. The transcript has a single exon. The record is from RefSeq and is a predicted model, not a curated record. Lineage: Eukaryota; Fungi; Ascomycota; Eurotiomycetes; Eurotiales; Aspergillaceae. Bases 1 to 330 code for a protein of 109 amino acids.